Molecule: messenger RNA, 2526 nt
Organism: Epithele typhae
Lineage: Eukaryota; Fungi; Basidiomycota; Agaricomycetes; Polyporales; Epitheliaceae
Exons: 7
Coding region: 1-2526 (841 amino acids)
Biological process (GO): ubiquitin-dependent endocytosis
Cellular component (GO): cytoplasm; plasma membrane; cytosol
Molecular function (GO): ubiquitin protein ligase binding; protein-macromolecule adaptor activity
Source: RefSeq, a predicted model, not a curated record
AUGCCCCCCGCCCCGCCCAAAGUCGCGACCCUGCACAAGAAUGCACUCGAUGUCCGCCUCGCCGAGUCCGUUGUCUUCCUUCGCGCCGGGGACGCCACUGGCCGCCAGAGAACAAUCCAGGCGGACGCUGCACCCGGCAUGGUGCGCGGUCUUCUCGUCCUAACGCUCGCCAAGCCUACCCGAAUCACCAGCAUCGAGGUAGAGCUCCUGGGGAAAACAGUGACUGCAUGGCCCGAAGGUGUGGGCGCGCGACGCGUCGAGAUCACCGAAGACCAUGUCAUCCACUCCCAGACCUGCGUUUUCUUUCGCGCGGGCGCCGCUCCUGGCGCGAGCGGCCGCCGCAACAUCUCAGUCGGCCCGGGACUCGCGCUCGAGCACGACGACGAAGACCACUCGGAGCGCUCAAGUCUCUCCAAUGAGCACUCCUCCACGGGCGAGCACACGCGCCGGGAACGCGGGCGCUCCCCGCACUCGCGUGAGGGCUCGGGGCGCAUGCCACGGCGGUACAUGAGCGUCGAUCAGACCCACUUCCAGCGCGGCGUCGUCGCCCACCGCGAGAACACCCUUCCUACAAUCGCUUCGCCCCCGUACUCCCCGACCGUCUCCCUCAACGACGACGUCGUGCCCCCGUUGACCCCGCUGUCUCCCGGCCUCCCCCGAUACGGGGACGAAUCACCCGCGCGCAGUAGAGAAGACCUUCGGCGCGCGGUCGACACAGAGCAUUAUGUCAACGGCGAGCGUCGCUCUUCCUCCGGUUUUUGGUCCUCCCGAGACGCCGCCGACUCGCGCCGCAUGAGCAUCGACGAGGACCACGAGUUCCAGGUCGGGAGCAGCACCACCCCGUUCCACUACCCCGGGCCUUCGCGCGCGGCGGUUCGCAGCGCGCGCACGCCCUCGCGCACGCGCGAGGCAGAGGGGGACGAAAGCGUGCGCGGCCGGAAGAACAAGCGCUUUCCGUUCGCGAGCGCGCUCCUCGACGCGAUGAAGGACCGCGUGCGGUCGAGCUCGCCGCUCGUCGAGAGCAAGCCUCCGCACGCGGGGGACCGCACGCCCCCGCGGGGACGCACCCUGGACCGGUCUCUCGGGCAGGCGGCGGAGGACGUGAGCACGCCGCCCAAGGAACACUCAACGCUCGCUCGGGUCAGCGAGGCGUUGGGAUUCGAGGCGGACGAAGGUCGAGAGCAUGGCGAUGGGUGGAAGGAGUUCCGUAAAGGAGUGUACACAUACCCUAUCUCAUUCGCGAUACCCGUGAACUCCCCCCCUUCGCUGCAAGUCGACUACGGCUCCGUUUCGUGGAAGCUGAAGGCGGUGGUCCACCGCCCAGGCGCCUUCAAGACGAAGCUCACGGCCAGCCGGGACAUCACAGUCGUGGCGAGCCCCGGAGAAGAUGAUACGGAAGAGUCGGAGAGCAUCGUGGUGGAACGACAGUGGGACACGCAGAUGCAGUAUCUUAUCAUCAUCUCUGGGCGGAGCUUCGCGAUCGGAGGCACGAUGCCUAUCAGUGUCGCAUUCAUGCCCUGGACGAAGAUGAAGGUCCACCGCAUCUCGGUGCUGAUUGAAGAACGCGUGGACUACUGGACGGGGUUCAAACGUAUCGCACGUACAGAGGCGAUUAUGCGACACGCGUUACUCGCCCUGAAACACCCCAAGAAGGAUGGCCCAGCCCUUCUGCCUCUUGAGUCGGAAGAUCCCGAAGCCUUCAAGCACUCUCCGUUGUAUGAGAUCAUCGACCCCGAUGACGACGUAGGCGAGGUCGUGUCGAGCUACAUGGGCCCAGGCCCAUGGAAGUUCCGCAAGGACCUUCAGAUCCCCAAGUUUGGCCUGCAUACGACAAAUCGCAACAAGCGCAGCAACAUCUGGAUUGCGCACACGUUAAAGGUCAUCAUCCGCGUUGAGCGUGGUGAUGACUUGGCGUUGGACCCGUCGACGGGCAAGCGGAAGCUUUUCGACAUUGUCGUCCAGACUCCUGUCCACCUGCUUUCACCUCUGUGCAACCCUGAACAUACCGCACUUCCGCCCUACACGCAACACCCUGCGGCUGGCUCCACUCUAUCUGGUCCCAUCCUCGCAGACGCCAACAUCAGUGUUGCCGCUGCCGUGCCAUCCCCUUCAACCCCCACGUUUGCCAUGCCUCCAGCCCUUCCACACCUCCGUGAAUUCCCCUCACUUUUCCACCACCAUAUUUCGCCGCCCACAACCAUGAUGCACGCAUCCCCCUCCCACCCUCGCGCCACACGCACGCCCCAGCCGCAGUCCCCAGCGCGAACCACUUCCGAUGCGAACUCACUAACAAGCCCGCCACUCUCGCGCCAGCCCUCGGAUGCCCUUUCGUCUGCGCCCACGUCGUCGCUCACCGAGAGUGGGAGCACGAUUCCGGAGCAGUUCGAGCGCCUUGUGGCAGGCCAGGAGAGCGAGGAGGGCGAGGCGCCUCCUUCGUACGAGGAGGUCGUGGUGGCCCCUGUGUCGUCCGCCAGAGGGUCGUCCUCGCGCGUGGUAUCGAGGGCCGCGUCAUUCACAGAGCUGUGA